AUCCACUUUCAUCUUAGACCUUAGUCGUCAGUUAAGAGUUUUUAAAUAUAAAAAUAAAGGGCUUUUAUUAAGUAUAUGCUCAUAAAGAUUCAAGAUAUGAUUCUUAAGUUAAAUGUCUAAUAAAAUUUUCUUUUUUUACAGAUACCUACAUAUUUCGACAUGGUUGUAAUUAAGAUUUUCGCGAUAACUCUCAGUCUCCUCUCGAUGGUCACCAGCGAGCCACCCGUGGGCUACCACUACCAACCGAAUUACAGUCCCAACGUGAUCCCACCACUCACCAAUACUUAUUUACCACCUAAGACGGGAUUCGGUUUACCAAACAGUUAUUUACCGCCUAACUCGUUCACCGGGAAUGGUAACUAUGACCACGGCGGACAAAAUGAUCACCACAAGGACCACGACAGCGAGCCCAAGUCUUACGAGUUCGGUUACUCAGUGAAGGAUGCGAAGUCUGGAAACGAUUAUGACAGAAAGGAGACUUCCGACGGCCAUGUUGUGAGGGGAGAGUAUAGGGUCCAGCUACCCGACGGACGGGUACAGAUUGUUACAUACCACGCUGAUUGGAAGACUGGCUUCCACGCGGAUGUCAGGUACGAGGGCCAAGCAAGAUAUCCAGAGCCAUCAAAUCAGGGUUACAACUACAAUGUACCGGAUUUUACCGGUUCGUUAACCGGUUUCCAUGGCAACCACCAGUACCAACCGACCACGUCAUAUGGACCCCCCGCUUACCACUAACUCACCGCCUACAGAGCUCAAUAAACAUCGGUCAGACUGUCAGUGUACCUUUGAGUAUUAUUAGGAAUGUUUUAUAAGAAUAAAAUACUUUGUACUUAAA
Molecule: messenger RNA, 835 nt
Organism: Danaus plexippus (monarch butterfly)
Lineage: Eukaryota; Metazoa; Arthropoda; Insecta; Lepidoptera; Nymphalidae
Product: pro-resilin-like
Exons: 6
Coding region: 160-735 (191 amino acids)
Cellular component (GO): extracellular matrix
Source: RefSeq, a predicted model, not a curated record